AUGUUUUGUCUCGGUUCAAUUGUUUUUUUAAUACUACUAGGGACUUCAAGAAACAGACUUUUCAAUCUACUUGUCAAAAGAUAUCUGCCAAGGGUUAUUGAUCAGUGGACAGUUCGAAGAAGAGUGAAUUUAGCACAGAUGAUUCACGAAAAGGACGAUUAUAGGUACACGUAUGAUUUGGUACAAGAACGACAAAGUUUGGAUUUAAGCAUUUGGUCCCAGCUUCGAAAGUAUCUCAAAACGUAUAGCAGCAAAAAUCAAAGGUCUCAGGAACAACAUAAGGCUAUGGCGAAGGCAUUAAUAUAGCUCAUCGUUAGUUUAUCAUUAGUUUAUUUGUCAUUAAUUAGGGACCUUGUAUACUUAAAUAAAUACUUUAUUUGAUUAACUAUCAC
This is a messenger RNA of Halteromyces radiatus, 392 nucleotides long. RefSeq lists its product as uncharacterized. The transcript has 5 exons. NCBI's taxonomy places the organism in Eukaryota, Fungi, Mucoromycota, Mucoromycetes, Mucorales, Cunninghamellaceae. The record is from RefSeq and is a predicted model, not a curated record. Bases 1 to 306 code for a protein of 101 amino acids.